CAGCAUGUGUUUAGUAAUUACACAGUCGUGCUUGCUGUAUACGCUAGCUAACUGCACAGCUGCGGUGUUUCCCCACUAAGCGCUAGCUAGGCUACUGGACCUCGGCUAACUGGCUGUCUAGAAACGCUGUUUGUGUUGUAACUGCGUUUUCAGUUACAAUGUCAGCGACAUGGUUUCCAUCAGUAAAAAUACACAAAGCUCUAGCUUUCGUGCAGUGUCUACUGAAAAUGUUUUCGAAAGGGCUAAAGGAUGCUGUAGAGCUCUGUGUGCACACGGACACUGACACAAACCCCUGCAGCAAGAUAUUUUGGCGUCCCCCGCCGCCUCACUCGUGAGAAGGUGCUGGGACGAUGUUCUACGCCCACUUUGUCCUCAGCAAACGUGGGCCGCUGGCCAAAAUCUGGCUGGCGGCCCACUGGGACAAGAAGCUGACCAAGGCACAUGUGUUUGAGUGCAACCUGGAGAGCAGUGUGGAGAGCAUCAUCUCGCCAAAGGUGAAAAUGGCUCUGCGCACAUCUGGUCACUUACUUCUGGGUGUUGUGCGGAUCUACCACAGAAAAGCCAAGUACCUGCUUGCUGACUGCAAUGAAGCAUUUAUUAAGAUCAAAAUGGCCUUUCGUCCAGGUGUGGUGGAUCUGCCUGAGGAGAACCGUGAAGCUGCCUAUAAUGCCAUCACCUUACCUGAGGAGUUCCAUGACUUUGACCAGCCGCUUCCAGACCUGGAUGACAUAGAUGUUGCCCAGCAGUUUACCCUGAAUCAGUCUCGUGUGGAGGAAAUCACCAUGCGAGAGGAGGUGGGCAACCUGAAUUUACUGCAAGAAAAUGACUUUGCUGAUUUUGGGAUGGACGAUCGAGAGAUGAUGCGGGAGGAGAGUGCGUUUGAGGUGGACAUCAUCCACGGAGCUUCUGCCUCCAACCUGCUGCUGGAACCAGAGUCUACCAGUGGUCAGAUGACAGAUAAAUCCAACCACCUGGAGUACGACCAAUACAAAGACGACUUUGGAGACAACCCAAUGGAGAGCAGCGAGGGAGGCAUGCUAGUGGACAAGCUCCUCAGUAAUGAGGACGGGGGUGGCAUUUUUGAUGACCCACCUGCUAUUACUGAAAGUGUCAUGAUGCCACAGGAUCAUGGUGGAGAUGACGAUGAUGAUUUUGACAACCUGUCCCCAGCAGGAGGUCCAGACAGUCCAGACUCUGGGCCUGUGGAGCAGCUUCCCACCAUGACAGACCAGACGGAGCAGACCACACUGGUGCACAAUGAGGAGGAGGCCUUCGCUCUUGAGCCUAUCGACAUCACAGUGAAGGAGACCAAAGCUAAGAGGAAGAGGAAGUUGAUUGUGGACAGUGUAAAGGAACUGGACAGUAAGACCAUCCGGGCUCAGCUGAGCGACUACUCAGACAUCGUCACCACUCUGGACCUGGCUCCCCCGACUAAGAAGCUGAUGAUGUGGAAGGAGACAGGAGGGGUGGAGAAGCUGUUCUCCCUGCCUGCUCAGCCACUGUGGAAUAGCAGGCUCCUUAAGAUGUUCACACGGUGCCUGACUCCUCUCGUGCCAGAGGAGCUGAGGAAGAGGAGGAAGGGUGGAGAGGCUGACAGCCUAGAUGAAUUUCUCAAAGAUCUGGAGAACCCAGAGGUACCUAGAGAGGAGGCUCUGUCUCAGAGAAACAUAAUUGACCAGACCAUCCUGGAGGAGCCCAGUGUGUUGCAGGCCUCUGCCGUGGAGGGCAGUCGCACCACUCUGGACGAGUCAGUCAUGCCUCCUCCCUCCAGCCACCGCGGCCAGAAGCGCAAGGUCCAGGACACAGAGCCUGCUCUGCCUAUGCUGGAGGAUGACCGCUCUUCUAUCGUGUCCACACGGCUCAACGUGCAGCAAGUAGAGCUCCCUCCAGAAGAGCCAGCUAACAUUUCCCAGCUCAUCCCAGAGCUAGACCUACUUGGGGAGAAGAACAAGGAGAAAAAGGAUGAUGAUGAAGAAGAAGAGGAGGAAGAGGGUCAAGGUGGAGACCUGGAUCAGGAGGAGAGGAGAUGGAACAAGAGGACACAGCAGAUGCUACAUGGCCUACAGAGGGUGCUUGCCAAGACAGGAGCAGAGUCAAUCAGCCUGCUAGACCUUUGCAAGAACAACAACAGGAAGCAGGCAGCAGCCAAGUUCUACAGCUUCCUAGUGCUGAAAAAGCAGCAGGCAGUGGAGCUGACACAGGCAGAGCCUUACAGCGACAUCAUCGCCACUCCUGGUCCCAGAUUUCACAUCAUAUAAACUAUCACACCAUACAGUCAAGCUACAUUACAUUACACUGGCAGGUUUUGUUCUUUUUUUUUUUUUUUUUUUUUUUUUUUUUUUUGUAAAUGAUACGUUACAUUUAUCUGUCUGUGUUUUAUGUAACGUAUAUGUGACAUCUGUGUCUCAAGUAGAAGAUGAGUUUUUAUGGAUCUUCUGAUGAAGUUUUGUUUUUUUGUUUACUAUAGAAUCAUGUUGCAGUCACACUGCAUAUCUACAGAGCAAAAGUAGUUUGUGGAUUUUAGCACUCAUAUGAAAGCUGAUAUUCAUUUUUAAAAGAGGUUUCAGUCACUUUCCUUAACGAAUAAUGUUUUGUCAGCUAAUUUCUAAUUUACAGUUGUGAAUGGAUUAGGUCCACUCGUUUUGCAUGCUUCUUAUGGAAUAUGUCACCUGACAUAUAAAUGUCGGUUUUUAUUGUACCACUAAUGUCACCUUUGUAUAAGCUAACAAGUGCUCUAACACCAAAAUAAUAACAUUAAUUGACUAUGUACUGAAAAAUUUGUGUUUCUAGUGUGGAAACAAUACAAAUGUCAAUGCCCAUGUUUUUAUAUGGGUUUUUAAAGAGAGGAAGUU
Molecule: messenger RNA, 2852 nt
Organism: Pangasianodon hypophthalmus (striped catfish)
Lineage: Eukaryota; Metazoa; Chordata; Actinopteri; Siluriformes; Pangasiidae
Gene: rad21b
Product: RAD21 cohesin complex component b
Exons: 14
Coding region: 351-2258 (635 amino acids)
Biological process (GO): synaptonemal complex assembly; mitotic sister chromatid cohesion; replication-born double-strand break repair via sister chromatid exchange
Cellular component (GO): cohesin complex; synaptonemal complex
Molecular function (GO): chromatin binding; protein binding
Source: RefSeq, a predicted model, not a curated record